Messenger RNA from Candidula unifasciata, 5556 nucleotides. NCBI's taxonomy places the organism in Eukaryota, Metazoa, Mollusca, Gastropoda, Stylommatophora, Geomitridae. The record is from the annotation of a GenBank genome assembly.
AUGCAACGUUUAAGGAGCGAAUGGUCGAACGGAAUAUUUCGCCAGUCGUCAGACGAGAAGAUGGGAGUCAAGCGUCAGACUUAUGACGGAGGUGGUAGUGGGGGGAGACAGUUGUCUUCAGAUUCAGAUGACAGUUGCAGACGCUUGGCGCAGACGUCUUACGUCAUCCGAUCUGAUUCCGACUCGGACAGCGACCCAAAGAAAUGGACCAAGAACCCGCUGGUGGUUAAGAGAGUCAAACGGUCAGAUAAACUCAAACAAGCAGAGAAACGUUUCAGCGGAACAGAAAGUGUGUUGGCAUCAAGAAAUAGAGAUAGUUUUGUUUCUCAGGGCAAUGGAGAGAAUAGGAAUCGAGUGGCUAAUGUUAGCGUGAAAACUACUGGCUCGAAAGAUGAAGGGAGCGGUAGCAAGGCAAGUAGCAAGUAUCAGAAGUUGGAGCAGAUGAGAAAGAUGAGACUGAAUUUAUCGGUGACUUCAGAUGAAGAGAAUGUCCCCCAGAGAGCUCCGCCUCAUCGCUGGUCUGGAUCUAAUAUUCGCAGCCCGGGGGUUUGGCCAGACCACAAGCCGCUGUCACAGACACAAAAAUUUUCCCAGACUUCACGCCAGACGUUUCAUCCCCUUUCUUACACGGCAGGACAUGGACAACCGCCAAGGACUCCAAGACACGAUGAUUCUCUGGAUGAACUGGUCGAGUCAAAUAUCCAAUACCUCAGCAGCGACGUUGAGAAAGUUCAGCCAAAGAGAAGUUCAGCCAACAACGUGAUCAAAUUCUCCAGCCUGCCUGAACACGGGAAGAUAGCCAGUCGUGUUUUGUCAAGCACUCCUCCCCAGACCCAUCCUUCCAUUCAAGUUCAGGCAAAUACGAGCAUUCAUUUGCACGUCACACUGCCAACAGAAACUCCUCGUCUGGGGACUUCACUGAUUCAGAUCGCACCUUCAGCUGACUGGGACCGUCACUCCAUCUAUGGCUUCAGGAACCAGCUGACAUCCCAGCCAGACUUGAUUCCCAAGAACUUCCCACAGGAUAUCUACUCUCCCCUGUCACAAACUCGCAACGAUUACAACAGCAGGCAAAGCGUUAUCAGAACUUCCGACCAACUGGGUGGUCGAGCUGCACCCACCAGUCAGCCUACUUUCGGAACUGUCCAUACAAGACUAGGGUUCGGAGACAAGAAGCCGCGAUCGGAUACAGAGAUCGGUCUGCUCCCCGCAAAAGUCGACAAAGGCAUGUUUUCAGAUGCAGAGUACGAUAUUGAGGUAUCGGAGAGAGUUAAGAAAUGGGAGACUUUGCUGAAGGUAAGAGAAUCUGCGCUGAAGUCCGACAAGAGAGACCUGGUCACAAUUAGCGAGAACGUAAACAGUAACACUUUCAUGCCCCCAGCCAGUGACACACAUAAAGCUGUCGUUCCCAGCAAGCAAUCACGUUUCGUAUCUUCCUACGCUGAUGAGCCGAAUCCGGCAACUGUUCCUCGAGUGAUGUCUAUAGAGACAAACGCUCGCCGGUUCUUCCAAGUGAUUCCCGAUGCCCGGAUGAACAUUCAGGUUCAGGAUGUGAGUAACCGGCUGUUUCCAACACCUUUAUCUCUGCGACCUGAGAAAACCUUCACCAGCGCCAGCGAACUCCGACAGCAAGUGUUGGCCAGUCGUGUACAUCCUCUCCCGGUCACCGCUGGCCCAGUGCCGGUCACGUACAAACCGUCUUUUGCUGGUGAGAGCGGACAGCAGGUCUCUCCCUACAAAGAUACGUCGUUUAGCGGUCAGCAGGCCUCGCCUUACAGCGAUUCGUCGUAUAGCGGACAACCGGUCUCGUCACAAAAAGAUACGCCAGUGGUCAGAAGAAUUUCAAACAAAGACGAUGUCAGAAAUCCAGAAAAGCGAGGGUCAAAAUACAGAGAAGAACUAAAUGAAAUUUCAUGUAUGAAAUCUGAUUCUGUGGGUAAUCUCCGACGUCGAUUUGAUACAGAUUCAACAAAUGCAACUUCAGAAGAUGACAAGAAAUCCGUGUCCACGGCCUCCGCUAAACUGUCUAAACCUUCCAAGGAAUAUUCUUCACAGAAUGAAUCCACGGACUGGUCACAAGUGCUUCCAAGUUACAACACGAAGCUGAGAGAUUCCGAAGUGUGGUCCCCAAAUCUGGAGAGUACCCAGGGCGUUCCUGUCAGCAUUGAACGUGUGACUGCCCGCACUCUGAGGACCAUUCCUUUCUCUGAGGAUCCAUUUUGGAAGGAAAUUGAGCAGAUGACCACCUUUGACCCCAGCAACAGGGAAGCGAUGCUAACAUCCGAGCCUGUCAGAUCGCAUCACCAGGUCCAGCUGAUUCCCCAGCAGAGCUUUACACUACCAGCUCAACCACACAGGAACGUCACGUCAGUGGUGGACAAACUGCAGAAAUCAAAAUCAUUGUACACGCCAAACAUCGCACCACUGACUAUUGAUGUUAACAGUAGGUCGUCAUUAAAUGCUGCUAAUGCUCUCGAUGACGUUCUCAAUGACAUCAAUAGGUCUCCUAGAAAACAACUAAGUCCCAAGAAAAGAUCUUUAGAAAUAGACAGCUCGACUACAAAUGUAGCUACUUCGGAUAUCUCACGCUUUUUGAAAACUCGACCCAAUUCAGGCCAAUUUGGAAAAUCUGAAUAUGGUAAAUCUGAAUAUGGUAAUGAUGGUUCAACUCGGACGCUGGAGUCCGGUCUGCGAGGACUUCACCGAUCAGAUGUGUCCACAGCACGACAACAACAACCUCUGCAGUUGUCUCAACUACCCCGACAACCAAACACACAACAUCGACAGGCGCAACCUUCUCAAGGUUUUACCAACAACUACCAACUGGACGUCAAUUUAUUGAAACAAAAGUUGCUCAACACCGGACUUGCGGAAGCUGAAACAGAAGAAAUUGUUGACCAAAGUCACUACCAAAGUCCUUCACUGGGGAGACCAACACACAAAAGCACCAGCAUACGCAGUAUUGCGGGUCAUCCUUACAGCAGUGUGGCUUCCAAACCUACUGGUGAUGCACGUUUAGAUGAACCAUCGACAUGGUCCCAACACUUAAACAAGUCUAACAUUUCUACAACAAGCAAAAACAUUUUCUUAGAACAGCCACAAAAACAGCCAGGUUCUAAAACCUUAGAUGAGAUCCAGAAAGCGUUGGCCCCAUUCAGCUCAACGACCUACAGACCUGACCCCGAGACUCUGUACGGGGUUUCAAAGCUGCAAGCGUUCAAGCACGCAACUUGCGACACCUCAGUAGGUCCACAUACUUCCGCGACUGGCUGGUCCUACCACACAGACCUGAAUACAGAUAUGGAACAAAGCAACACGGUAGACAGCUCACUGUCUGCUGGUUCUUCUCGACUUCAGGAAGUCAACGAAUCCAUGGAUGAUCUGACAAACCUGGCUCGCGGGGUGGAGCUUAGAAUUAGUGAGAUCAAGAACAAGCUGCAAUCAGCGGAUGAGACCAGCCUAGACCAGAUUCUUCUGUCACUGAAAAAAUUAACUCCAGAAAUCAAGUCACAACAAACCGAUACUGCUACUUUCGAGGAUUACUAUGAGAAAAAGAAAUCAAAGCUUUCCGACGCCCUGUCUGAACUGGACAGAAUUUACACAAGUUUGGAGCUAAAUACAGACAGUGUCAACACUCUUCAUAAACAAGACAAGCCCCAGUCGGAUUUAUCCAGUUUGAAUGUCCGUCGAGCGCAGCCGAAGAGUGUUCAUCUAAGACCCAUGCAAACCAGAAUUUCCUCGGUAUUUAUUCGAGAUCUAGACGCGAACAGAAUGUCAGACAAUCUUGAGAAAGAGUCGGAAUUUGAUGUUAUUUCCAAGUCCUUCCAAGCGAUUGUUGAUGAAGUGAAUCAAACAACGGAUUUGUUGUCUCGAGCUGUUGAACGGAGCCGCCAGGACAACAUAGUCCCGGAAACACACAAGCUGGUGUCUAAGCCAAUGAUGAAACCUGGUAACGUUGGAAAAGAGCAUGUCAUUACUGCAAACUGCGCGGCACAGGCAGACACAGCUACAUGUGCACAAAACUCCACCAAUCAAAUGCUGAACACAGAUAAACUAACGGCUGCUAAAAUGACUAAUACCGUUUCGUCGCCUCCUUCGUCGGCACAACAAUUAAGAUUUAGACCAGUAAAGGACAACAAAAUUAUACAAGGUGAUAAAGCCACCAAGAAAGACAGUGAGGAAAAAGUAUUUAAGGUCAUGACCUCUCCUAAACCAUCGCCAACUCUGAUUCGGAAGCUAUUCAAUGAAGACCAAGUCUCGCAGACCAAACCACACUUUUCGUCUCAUGAUCAUUUAAUGAAACAACAUGCAGAAGUCAAACUAGCCCCUUUACAGAUUACCGUAAAAGUGGAAUCAAAACAUUUGGAAUGCCAAGAUGUCGGUCAGCCGGGCGAGCCCGUUAAACCAUCUUUGUCGUCGUAUGAAAGCAAAUCUUCUAUAGGAAGUAAUCGAGCAGAAACUCUAACGCCAGAGACUAUUGCUGGAAUUAGGUCUAGCACGUUAUUGCCUUUGGCGUCUAAAUCCAAGACUGACCAAUCGUCUGCAGCAGUACAGACAGCUGAUGUGUCCAAGACAACAGACGGCAGAACUACAAGCAGUGGUCUUGGUCUGUCGUCAGCUCCCUCAGCCACAACCGUCAGUUCUGUGUUUGUACCAAGUGUAGGUAGCAGUAAGCUGUCGAAACAUGUGGUAGCAGGGACUACAUCUGACCAGUCGGACAGUACUUCGAAAAACGACAACAAAACAAAAAGGCAUGUAGGCUCAGGAGUUGCUAUGAUGCUUGGCAGAUUCAGCUCUAGCCAGGAGAGCAUUGAUGGCUCCAAGAAAAGCGCUAGCACUCGAGUCGGCGAUAAAGACGGUUUGGGGGAGGAGAAAAGUGAUAAAGAACACCUGCCGGUUAAAACUCAGCCCAUCGACCUCACAGACGGCAAGGUCACGUCUGACGCCAAUUUAAAAAGCCCGGUACGAUCAUCAACAAAAGGGAAACCAAUUCACAAUUUUGAUAUGAAGCCUACAAAUGCGCCCUCCCUGGAGAGAAAGCUGGUUGACCCGGAAGCAAAACUGUUAAAUUCUGGAGCGUCUUCGCCACAGCCUUCCUCUCCUGUCAGUAAACCACCACAGAGUCCCUGGAAGCGGCACACAUCUGACCCAGAGAAACAAAGCGUGGCUGAUGCCAUUAAAGCUUAUUCCCCCAAAUGUGUAUCCAAAAUCCCCCGACCUGCCUCCUCAAACGGCUCCACUGCCUCUGAUGGCUAUUUCACUCCUAAAGAACUAGAGAGUCCGCGCCAGGUAGUCGGAUCCCCAGGUGUAGCCACAAGUAAAGAGCGCCCUCCAGUGUGGAAAUCUCCCGCUGUUUCCCCGCGAGCUAGGGCCAGACCACACAGUUUCCACGAACUCAUCUCUGUCUUUGAGAAAGAUCCCUCAGACAAACUGCAGACCUUCGACAAGUUUCGAAAAUCUGCCUCUGCUGGUGAAGUCAGUUCUAACGACUGUCUUGUCGGCAAAGGUUUUCGGUUUCAGAAAAUGGUACCCGAAGAAACUACGACAGAAAAAUGA